AUGGCGGUAGAUCCAUCAGCACAAACAGUACUUACGUUAUUGCGUAAGCAUGCUACUUCUUUGCCUCCGCAGCGUAUUCUAAUUCAUUAUUUCGGCCAUGGCUGCCAUCCGCCAACCGAAGAUGGCUCAUUAUACUUCUUUUCUGAAGAUAGGACGCGUUAUAAGCCAAUUAAAAUCAUCAACUUACUCAAUUCCUGCCCAUGUCCAUUAUGUGUCAUAAUUGAUGCUCCAAAUGCAGGAUGCUUGCCACGCUUCUUCUCUUCAAAAUCGGAUGCGUUUGCAUUUUUCGCUUGUGGUGCCAGCGAAACCCUUCCUUUGAGUAUAGAUGCGCCACUUGACCUAUUUUCGGCCUGUCUUCUUACUCCAUUCGAAACAGCCAUCUGGUUCCAUCGUAGGCAUCAUAGCAAUGUUUUAGAGUUUGAAAAUUCAGCAGUUAACAACAACAAAGAUGUUAUCAAGAAAUUCCUCGAUGCAUUCUUAGAUGCAAUACUCUUCGACUCCCAAAUAUCAGCGAUAUACGAAAAAUUUGCAUUUGACACAUCCGUUUUUGUUCUUGCGCGCGGAUUUGUCCUUGCACAAAGAAUUUUAAAUUCAUUUAACAUCCAUCCUUCAACAUACCCAGAAUUGAAGAACAUGUCCAGCCACCCACUCUGGGGCAUGUGGGAUACAGCCAUAGACUGCUUCCUUACGAUGCCUUUAGACAGAUCAAUGAUCACAGUCUUCAAAAUCUUCUCGAAGUCAUUCUCAUCAUUCCCAUCCACCGACUCAUUACCGAUAUUCUCAUUCUACCUCAGAACGGAAUUCCACCAAGAUGCCGUUCAUCUCCUUCUUAAUUUCAUUGAUUCUACAGAAGGAGCAGCUUCGACAUGCUCGAGGUCCUCCAUACCAAAGAUCAUCGUAAACCUCGAGAAACCAUCAGCAGCAAGCCUUGUUGUCGUUGCCAAAUGCAUUGCAAGUGAAAAGAUUUCUCCAUUUGAUCCACAAAUCCCAAUAAACUUCCAGAACACGAAAGAUCCUGGUGUCCUCAAAGCCGGAUUCCUCUGCCUCGCAUUGUCUAUUUCAAUUACAGGCCAAACCGCUUUUUCACGUUUGAUUCCAUUAUGUAUUGAAAAAGCAACGCAAUGCGCUCCUUAUUCCGCUUUGUUCUUAGGCUUGUUGUUGGAAAGGGCCUCGAGAUUGAUGACAAUACCAGAGUAUAUCUCGAAGUUCAUGCCAUUAGUCAAAUCAAGAAGAGAUGACUAUCGAGCAGCUGCCGCCUUUUUUUUCGGUUUCGCAAAAGAACCUGAAGUUUUGAACGUCAUUUUAUCAAUGACAACUGAUAAAUCACCUGUUGUUAGAUGUCAAGCUUUGUGGUCUGUUGCCAAGUUCAUCAAACACAACAUGUUGCAGCCUGAACAAGCAGUACUUGAUAUGUUCAAAGAAAUGCAAAAUGAUAAGGCCGAAUUCAUCGUCAAAACAGCUAUAGGUUUGUUACCGUACUUCGCUGAUGAAAGGUUCAAAGAUCAGAAUAUUCCACAGGAUCAGAUGCUCAUUCAGCGUCUGAUCUUAAAUGUAAAUGCAGUUGGAUUCAUGGAGAGAUUCGAAAGUGAUGCAUUUUUGUGUGAUGCAUCAUGUUAA
Trichomonas vaginalis G3 is the source of this 1617-nucleotide messenger RNA. Its product is annotated as TOR signaling. Gene Ontology annotation, cellular component: TORC1 complex; cytoplasm. Gene Ontology annotation, molecular function: protein-macromolecule adaptor activity. The transcript has a single exon. The coding region runs from base 1 to 1617 and encodes 538 amino acids. NCBI's taxonomy places the organism in Eukaryota, Parabasalia, Trichomonadida, Trichomonadidae. Gene Ontology annotation, biological process: TOR signaling; positive regulation of cell growth; cellular response to amino acid stimulus. The record is from RefSeq and is a predicted model, not a curated record.